This is a messenger RNA of Lichtheimia ornata, 1668 nucleotides long. Its product is annotated as asparagine-tRNA ligase. Gene Ontology annotation, molecular function: nucleic acid binding; asparagine-tRNA ligase activity; ATP binding. NCBI's taxonomy places the organism in Eukaryota, Fungi, Mucoromycota, Mucoromycetes, Mucorales, Lichtheimiaceae. Gene Ontology annotation, biological process: asparaginyl-tRNA aminoacylation. The transcript is spliced from 5 exons. Bases 1 to 1668 code for a protein of 555 amino acids. The record is from RefSeq and is a predicted model, not a curated record. Gene Ontology annotation, cellular component: cytoplasm.
AUGGCUGAGGAAAAGAUUAUCUACGUUGACGAAUUGGCCGGUUCCGAUGAGACUGGCACUGGUGUUGAAUCGUCUCCCGUCAAGACGGCUCUCAAGGCUGUUGAACUUGGUGGCGAAUCAGUCAAGAUUCUUAUCAAGAAGGACGAGGAAGGUUUCAAGGAUAUCUCUGGUGCCGCUUUGAAGAAGGCCAAGAAGGCUUACACUGAAUUGCAACGCAAGCUCAAGAAGCAAGAGGAACAAAAGAAGAAGGCCGAAGAAGAAGAUGCAAAGAAGGCUGAGGAAGAGGCCAAGGCAUUGGAAAAGGCAAAGUCCAUCGUUUUGACUGAGGAUGAAAGCUUACCUGCCGCACAAAAGAUCAAGGUCAGACAAUCCACUGAAAGCCGUGGCAAGCGUGUCAAGGUCUCUGGUUGGGUCCAUCGCCUUCGUGUCCAGGGCAAGGAUAUGAUGUUCGUCGUUCUUCGUGAUGGCUCUGGUUACCUUCAAUGUGUCUUUACCGGCAAGUUGUGCCAUACUUUCGACGCCAUCACCCUCACUGUCGAAUCCACCAUUACCGUUCACGGUGUCAUCAACGAGCUUCCCGAAGGCAAGACUGCACCUGGUGGUCAUGAGCUUGUUGUGGAUUACUGGUAUGUUGUUGGCAAGGCCCCUGGUGGUGAUGAUGCCUUCAACAACAAGGUGACCACUGAUGCCGAUCCUUCGUACCUUCUUGACAACCGUCACCUUGUGCUUCGUGGUGAGACGGCCUCUGCUGUCAUGAAGGCACGUGCCGAGGUCAUCAAAGCUUUCCGUGCCCAUUAUGAUGCUCGUGGUUACACUGAAGUUACUCCUCCUUGUAUGGUGCAAACUCAAGUCGAAGGUGGCUCUACUUUGUUCGAAUUCAACUACUAUGGUGAAAAGGCUUAUUUGACCCAAUCUUCGCAAUUGUAUCUCGAGACUUGUCUUCCAUCCCUUGGUGAUGUCUUUUGUUUGGCCGAAUCAUACCGUGCUGAGAAAUCACAUACCCGCCGUCACUUGUCUGAAUACUCUCACUUGGAAGCUGAGAUGGCUUUCCUCACCUUUGAUGAAAUGUUGGAUGCUCUUGAAGACCUUGUGUGCGAUGUCAUUGACCGUAUCAUGGCCAACGAACCCACUCGUCAAUUGAUUGAGCAAUUGAACCCUGGUUUCAAGCCCCCAGCUCGUCCUUUCUUGCGUAUGAAGUAUGCUGAUGCUAUCCAAUACCUCAAGGAUAACGAUAUCAAGAAGGAAGAUGGUACCUUUUAUGAAUUUGGUGAAGAUAUCCCAGAGGCUCCUGAACGUGCCAUGACCGACAAGAUCAACCGACCUAUCCUUUUGACCCAUUUCCCCGCUCACAUCAAGGCAUUCUACAUGCAAAAGUGCCCUGAAGAUCCUCGCAUCACUGAAAGUGUUGAUGUUCUUAUGCCCGGCGUUGGUGAAAUUGUUGGUGGCAGUAUGAGAAUGAACAACAGAGAGGAGCUCUUGGAAGCUUAUGAAAAGGAAGGCAUUGAUCCCUCCCCUUACUACUGGUACACUGAUCAACGCAAGUAUGGUACUACUCCUCACGGUGGUUACGGUCUUGGUGUUGAGCGUUUCCUUGCAUGGCUCUUGAACCGAUACACUGUGCGUGAUUGCCAAUUGUAUCCUCGUUUCACCGGCAGAUGUACUCCUUAA